Tetrahymena thermophila SB210 is the source of this 2316-nucleotide messenger RNA. RefSeq lists its product as hypothetical. The record is from RefSeq and is a predicted model, not a curated record. The transcript has 3 exons. Lineage: Eukaryota; Ciliophora; Oligohymenophorea; Hymenostomatida; Tetrahymenidae.
AUGUUUAAGAAGCAUUAGAUUUUUCUUAAUACGGAUGACGAUUAUGAGGAGAAGAGUUAGGCUUCUAUGAGCAGUAGCAUGUCUGAUUAUGAUGAUAAUUACAUGAUUUAACACGGUGGAUAUAUUAUAGAUAAUGAAUAGAUAAAAGAUUACAUUAGUGCUAAAAAAAAGCAAUUAAAUGAAAAGAAGUAAAAAGAUGAAACCAGCGAGAGAAAGAAAAGGACUUCUUACUCGCUACCUCACAGAUCGUACAACACUACUGUAGAAACAGAAAGCUCUCAAAAGAAAAAUUUUGAAAAUAGAAAUAUUAAUUAGUAUAACUUGGCAGAGAUUGGACAAGUUUAUGAGUCGAAGUAAGCCUAUGAAGAUUGGAUGAAUUAAAUAUCAAAUCAAAAAAUGGUGAAAAUAGAUUUCGAUUAGUAGACGACAAAAAAAGCAUAAGGUGGAGGAGCUGGUGGGAAGUCUCAAAUAAACUCUUUUUUCAAUGAAAGAAUUGAGAAAAUGAACAAUCAGCUUUUACAUCUGAAAAAUAAGAUAAUAAAUGAUCAAAAAAUGUAGUAUUAUGCAAAUAUCAAAAGAAGCGAAGAAAAAACUUAAUAAAAGGAUCUUCAUUAAAAAAAAGCAGAUAUUUCCUUUCGCAAGCAAUUCUCUUUAGACGAAAAUUAAAAAAAGCAAAAUUAAGAAGAAAUUCUAAAGAAAUGUGAAUAGCCCAAGGGAUUCUUUGACUAUAAAACAUAUUUUCACUUUUUGCCAAGCUCAAAGAGUCCAAUUCAACGAACCAAAAAUCCAUUAAAUAAAAGUGAGAUGCUAUCUUCUGCAGAUAAAAAAACCCAAAAGUAAAAGCAAGUCAAACAAUCAGAUUAGUAAUAGUAAUAUAUUCAAAACAUCAGAUAGUAUUCCCAAACUCCUAAAUAGCCCAUCGAUAGAGUCUUUGAAGAGUCUUUUUAUCCAAGGAAGAGCACGAGAAAAGAAUCUAGUGUUAUGUCAAGUUAUGAUGCUCAGAAUUAACAAAAUAUUAAAGGUGAUUCACCUUUAAGCAAAAAACUAAUGCACACACUAGAUAGAAGACUGCAGUUUUUAAAUAAAGUGCAGGUAAAAAGCGAUGGACUUGGUAAUAAUUACACUCCGAUGGGUAUUGCUGCUCAUAAUCCAAAUUUUAACUUUGGAAGUGUGAACGAAAUCUUAAAUUACAACGAUUCUUCUAGUCUUACCUUUCCUGAAAGGAAUUCUCCUGCUUCGAAAAAAUUUUAGUCUUUAGAUUUUCCUUAGUUUUAGAGUGUAAUUUUACCUAGCUUAGGAAAUAGAGAUAAAAAUAACAAUCAAAAUCCUAAUUAAAUAAAAUAAAUACAACAAACAUAUUCCACGAAAAACUAGAUAGAAUAAAAUAAAAGAUUUAUUUUAAAAGAAGAAUUCUUAGAAGGUUAUAGCAUAAAUGAAAGCUAGAUGAUGUCUCAGCAUUAACAAUCAAGUUUCUCCCCUGCUUAAAGAGAUAAAAAAAAAUUCAUGUCUAUACACAGUUCUUAAAGAAAUCAAAAGAGUCCUCAUAGUAGCAGCAAAAAAACUACUCAUACUCCUUAAUAUCAAAAUAAUUCUUAGUUAAUUUAAAACAAUAACAGCUAUGACCAAUCAAUUUGUUAUAUUGAUCAAAAUCAUAAUUCAACUUUAAGCUUAAACUACCAGGGAAAACCACUAGAUGCUAAUUAAGUAAAGCAAAUACCUUAGGUAAUCAAUGAGUUGUCAACAAUAAUAGAUGGUACUUUUAAGGAAGGCAAGAAAUUUGAUGAUCCUCAAGUACUUAGUGUAUUCUAUAAAAGUAUCAGACAAAUUAUAGAAAUGGAUUUAUCGCAUUUGGAAGAAUUGAAAUUAGACAAAAACAAUAAAAAUAAACUUCAUUAGUUUAAUGAAAAAAUUAAAACAUUAAAAGAUAAAUUGUAGAAAUUAAUUGGUGUCCAAUUAUAAAUAGAAAAAACAAUACUCAUUAAUGAUGAAAUGCUCCAAAGCUAAAAAAGGCUUAUUAAAAUAAAGAAAUCCUAUGACAAAACAUUGGACAAUAUAGAUUUUUUUAUGUAAAUUUUAGAGCAAUAUGACUACCCUGAGUCUAACACAUCUAUGGUCAUGCUUAAAAUGAAGCAAAAUGAGUUCAAAGAACUAAUUGACUUGCAGCACUAAAGUGCCAGUGAAUAUAGAGAAUGCAUGCUUGACCCUUCUAAUCCAGCAAACAGCAUAACUGCUUAUAGAUAUGACAGAAUUAGGAAAAUUAAAGAGUUCAUCAAAUAAAAAAAGAUCAGAAAUGCAUAAAAAUUGACCAACUUUUGA